Molecule: messenger RNA, 2244 nt
Organism: Notechis scutatus (mainland tiger snake)
Lineage: Eukaryota; Metazoa; Chordata; Lepidosauria; Squamata; Elapidae
Gene: EXOSC3
Product: exosome component 3
Biological process (GO): nuclear polyadenylation-dependent rRNA catabolic process; poly(A)-dependent snoRNA 3'-end processing; TRAMP-dependent tRNA surveillance pathway
Cellular component (GO): nuclear exosome (RNase complex); cytoplasmic exosome (RNase complex)
Molecular function (GO): RNA binding
Source: RefSeq, a predicted model, not a curated record
AAAGCGAAGGCCCGUUUUCUGAAAUUAUGGCGGGCGCCGCCACUUGCUUUGCCGAGACGCGGGUGGGGCAGGUGGUCAUGCCGGGGGAAGCGUUGCUCUUGCCCGGCCAGGGCGAGGUGGACGGCGAGCGGCUGCGCCUGACUACGAGCGGGCCGCAGAAGGGGCGGCUGGUUUGCGGGCCGGGCUUGAGACGCGGCGCCGACGGCCUGCUAGUCACCAAAUGCGGCCUGCUGCGCUACCGUAGCCAUUCCGCCCCGACCGGAAGUGGGAGCGGAAGUAGUUCCGGGGGAACCUAUUGGGUGGACUCACAACAGAAACGGUAUGUCCCAGUGAAGGGAGACCACGUGAUCGGCAUAGUGACAGCCAAAGCUGGGGACAUAUUCAAACUGGAUGUUGGAGGCAGCGAGCAUGCCUCUCUCUCUUACUUGGCCUUUGAAGGGGCCACCAAAAGGAACAGGCCGAAUGUGCAGGUGGGUGACCUUAUUUACGGCCAAUUCAUCGUGGCCAAUAAAGACAUGGAACCCGAGAUGGUCUGCAUAGACAGCAGCGGCCGGGCGAACGGCAUGGGAAUCAUAGGACAGGAUGGCUUCUUAUUCAAGGUCUCGCUAGGCCUGAUAAGAAAACUCUUGGCUCCAGAUUGUGAAAUCAUGUGGGAUUUGGGACAACUAUAUCCUUUUGAGCUAGUGUUAGGAAUGAAUGGAAGAAUCUGGGUAAAAGCCAAAACAAUUCAACAGACUUUAAUAAUAGCAAAUGUUCUGGAAGCUUGUGAGCACAUGACAGCCAAACAGAGGAAAGGUGUAAUUGCAAAAUUGUUAGAAAACUGAUGAGGGGAGAGGAUGAGGAUGAUGUCACGUGAUAAAUUUCCAGAGAGAGAAACAGAAAAUGCUGCAUAUUUAAAUAUUUUAUAGGUAUAUGGUAAAUACAAACUUGAACUGUUACUGUCUAUAUUUUUAGUUGUUGUUUCUUAUACUCCCUCCUGCUUAUUUUUCAAAUGGGAAGUUCUGUAGUUAGUAGUGGACUUUUUGUAAAGAUUUCCAAACUACUGCCUUGUAAAUGUUGGUUGAAGAUUUUAAAAAAAGGAAAUACUUGCUAUUUUUUAACUUGAUCUUCAUUUCAUUUUAUUUGCAAAUACUGGUAUGUACAGACUUUUUCAAGAGGAUUUUUUUUUAAUUCACUGAGAUGAAUGUACAUGCAUCAUGAGCAUAAGACUGAGUUGGAUUUUUAUUCUGAAAAUUAGAUGCUGUAAAAACCAAAUAUAAAUAAAGAUUACCAGAGAAAUAUACUGCUGUUAAAAAAUCAACCGCCAGAAAACUAAGUUUAUCUCAAAGAUUUAACCCUUCGGAUACAGCUUUUUAAAAAAAUGAUUGCAAAAUUAACAUUUGGCAUUGAAUUAGAUUUCUCAGUUACACAUUUAUUUUGCUUUCUCUUAAAGCAUAAAAAUAUAACCAAAUGUUGCAAUUAAAACAUGAUCCAUCUGUGACGAGCCAAAACAAGGACGCAAAGUUUUAACUCAAAUGGGAUAAAUAACAAUGGCAGCAAUUUUAAGAAAAACAAAACUUUAGUUUGACUUAUUAUGUGGUAUUGAUUUCUUGCUAUUUUGUAUCCCUGUGUUAUUGAUUCCUUUCUAUUCUUUGUUUAUCUGGUGUUGGUUACUUGCUAUUUUGUACUGAUUCCGAAAGUAAUUGUGGAAUUGUUCCCCUUGCUAUUUUUUUUAAGUUAAAUACAUACAUGGCAGGUUAGAAGAAUGGCUAGCCUUGAAGCAGCUGAGACAGCAGCUUAGAAAUGCUCCAAGGAGCAUUAAAAUCUGGCAUUUUUAUGCUGCAGGAAGGGCUUUGAGGGCAGAUGCAGCAACAAAAAGCAUUUCAAAGCAGCCAUGCUUUUUCUCAAGAUCACUGACUCUGGACAUUGAUCCUGGGUUUGGAUCAUUGCAGCUGAAUCUCUCCUUUUUCUAAAAGUGGGACCUGUUUGCCUUUGGUCAGCCAUGGAGGAGAGAUCUAAUGCACGACCUCUUCCCUGGUUUAAAUCAGUGCCUUUUGUCUUGUGAAAUGGACAAGGUUCUGUCAGAAAUCUGCAAAAAGGUUGCUUGCCUGACUAUCCUCUGAGCACAGAACUCUCCAGAGCAAAUAUAUAUAAGAAAAAAAAGGACAUUCCUAAGUUAAGUAUGAAGAAGAUGGAAUGGAACCUCACUCGUUCUUAUUUAGUGCUUUUAUUUGAUGAGUCAACUUCCAGUUAGGGUUUUUUUGU